AUGUAUAUGAGCAUACAGUUUACAUGGUCGACGCAUAAACUAGUCUUUGGUGGAACUGCGCCAGGCACACGACGUUCUGUCUCCACCGCCGUCACUACCACCAAAUUUCGCUACUGUAGGGGUCUACACGUCCGCAUCAAAGCCUUGAAUGUCGUCUCCAGUGUUCAUCGUAGUCGCUUCGAUCCCAAGAAGGGCAACGCAAGACUGCCUAUAACCCGCAUCCUCUCCAUUCUUGCUCAGUAA
Messenger RNA from Echinococcus granulosus, 243 nucleotides. RefSeq lists its product as hypothetical. Bases 1 to 243 code for a protein of 80 amino acids. Lineage: Eukaryota; Metazoa; Platyhelminthes; Cestoda; Cyclophyllidea; Taeniidae. The record is from RefSeq and is a predicted model, not a curated record. The transcript has 2 exons.